Mugil cephalus (flathead mullet) is the source of this 8028-nucleotide messenger RNA. It is a transcript of the gene tulp4b, whose product is annotated as TUB like protein 4b. Gene Ontology annotation, molecular function: protein binding. The record is from RefSeq and is a predicted model, not a curated record. The transcript has 16 exons. NCBI's taxonomy places the organism in Eukaryota, Metazoa, Chordata, Actinopteri, Mugiliformes, Mugilidae. Bases 595 to 6228 code for a protein of 1877 amino acids.
UAGGGUGCGUCGUGUGGGGUUGCCAUUUUCAAAGAAGGACCCUUUUGACGCGCUGCAUUGUCUCCACUCCUGGAGCCGGAUCCCCCUUUGCAAUCUAGCUGAGACAAGGCUGUUCAUGCACACAUUAGUGACACCUAGUACCCUUAUUAUCGGUGUUGUUGCUUUAUGUAUUUUAUAUGGGCUUUAAAUCCGCGGUCUAUUUUCCGUGAUACCUGCCUCAUGGCAACCCGCUUUAAAGCCACAACCCCGAAGUGCGCCAGCGGAAAAGUGCCUGGCAACACUACCGCACUGUGCGCCGACCACCUCUGGAUUAAUAUCAUCACAGGGGUGUAAGGACUGCACAACUCUCAUCUCGCCGAGGAAGACAUGGGAUGGGCCACUGACAUCAAACCACACCGUUGCACGGCGAACUCAGAAGUGCAGAGCUGCUGGAUUUGAAUCAAUGUAGAGCUGGACACAUCAUCUGGCUGUAUGAUGCAUUGUACUUCCCCGUAGAUUGUACUGUAAGCAGCCAGGAGCAGAGCAGCCAUUACCCUUCAGUGCAUCAUCUGGAUGGAAACAUGGACACCUUCAAUGGAGGAAUUUUGACUCAACAUGUCCAGGAACUAUGAGCCUGGUCACUCAGUAGGGAUGUUGGCUGCCGUGGAACAUGGUCCCAUCCUCUGCAGCGACUCCAACAUCCUCUGCCUCUCGUGGAAAGGCCGGGUCCCCAAGAGCGAGAAGGACAAGCCCGUGUGCCGGAGGCGGUACUACGAGGAGGGCUGGCUCGCCACGGGCAACGGGAGAGGAGUCGUUGGGGUGACGUUCACGUCGAGCCACUGCAGGAGGGACAGGAGCACGCCUCAGAGAAUCAAUUUUAACCUGCGAGGACACAACAGCGAGGUUGUCUUGGUGCGUUGGAAUGAACCCUUUCAGAAGCUGGCCACGUGCGACAUGGAAGGGGGGAUUUUUGUGUGGAUCCAGUACGAGGGGAGAUGGUCUGUGGAGUUGGUGAAUGACAGAGGAGCACAGGUGAGCGACUUCACUUGGUCACACGAUGGAACUCAAGCCCUCAUCGCGUACAGGGAUGGCUUCGUGUUAGUCGGCUCGGUCAGCGGCCAAAGACACUGGUCCUCUGAGAUUAACCUGGAGAGUCAAAUCACGUGUGGCAUCUGGACACCUGAUGAUCAGCAGGUCUUGUUUGGCACAGCGGACGGUCAGGUGAUAGUGAUGGACUGUCACGGGCGGAUGCUCGCCCACGUUCUGCUGCACGAAUCCGACGGGAUUGUGAGCAUGUCCUGGAACUGCCCCGACUUCCUGGUCGAGGACAGCACGGAGAGCGACACGGACUCCGACGACAAUAUUCUGCCGUUAGUGCGGAGAGUCAAGCCGCUGUUGACGGUCACCUUCUUAUCCGGAGAUAUCAGUCUGAUGAACAACUACGAUGACCUCUCUCCUGGUAUUAUCCGCUCAGGGCUGAAAGACGUUGAGGCCCAGUGGUGCUCCCAGGGAGACCUCCUGGCUGUGGCCGGCAUGGAGAGACACGGGCUGUCCGCUGACUCCGCCUGCGCGUCCAUCAUGAGGAACGCCCUUGUCAAGUUCUACAACGUUCAGGGCGAACAUAUCUACACUUUGGAGACACCGGCACAGAGGCCGAUCACCACCAUCUGCUGGGGUCACAGAGACUCUCGGCUGUUCCUUGCAUGCGGGCCGGCGCUCUACGUGGUGCGCGUAGAGCACCGAGUGGCCAGCCUCCAGCUUCUGUGCAAGCAAGGCAUCGCCAGCGCCCUGCGAGAGGAGAAAGACGUGGGGAAGCUGAACAUGCCCUCCCUGCUCUGCUCUUAUGUCACCACUGCUUUCAUACCCACCAUCAAGCCCCCGAUUCCUGACCCCAACAACAUCCGUGAUUUCGUGAGCUAUCCCACAGCUGGGAAUGAGAGGCUGCACUGCACCAUGAAGCGAGCGGAGGACAGUCCAGAGGCGGGCGGACCCUGCUACACUCUCUACCUAGAAUAUUUAGGAGGACUGGUGCCCAUUCUCAAGGGAAGGCGCAUUAGUAAGCUUCGGCCUGAGUUUGUCAUCAUGGAUCCAAAAACCGACGGAAAGGCAGAGGAGGUGUGCGUGAAUCCCAUGAUUUCAUACACGGACAGCUGCAACUGCUCCGACUCCAGUGACAUUGAGCUGAGCGAUGAGUGGGUCGGGAAGAAGUCGCCAAAGUUAUCCCGGGGAAACAGGCUGAACACGGAGUCGAGAAAAUCUCCCAAGCUUUCUCGCGCCAAUCAGGAAGGCCAGCGGUCGCCACGGCUACCGACGAAGAAGCCUCCGGUUCGGUCGCCAAGUUUGACGCGCAGGGAGUUUUCUAUGGAUGGAAUAACAGAGCACAAUUACCUUGCACAAGUCACGUCUAACAUUUGGGGGACAAAGUUCAAAAUUGUUGGACUUGCGACGUUCCUCCCUGCCAAUCUCGGUGCAGUCAUCUAUAAAACCAGUUUGCUUCACUUGCAACCGAGACAGAUGACCAUCUACCUUCCGGAGGUACGAAAGAUUACACACGACUUCAUGAGCCUGCCCGUGUUCAACCCUAACGUGUUCAGCGAGGAUGAAGAUGACCUACCAGGUGUGAAGGAAAGAAAAAUGUUUUCAACCCUGAAAAUGAUGGGGCCUUCUGGAGUGGCAGGAGACAAUCCUCCCUGCACGGUUAACAUUCCCAUCGCGCCCAUCCACAGUCCGGCUCAAGCCAUGUCCCCAACUCAGAGUAUUGGCCUGGUUCAGUCUCUCCUGGCCAAUCAGAAUAUUCAGCUUGAUGUCCUGACCAACCCGACAGCCACUGCCGCUGCAGCAGCUGCAGCAGCAGCAGCUUCUGUCCCCGUCACUGAUCACAGCCAGGAUGCUGUUGCAACCCCAUACCCAGUGCCGACUAGAUACUCAAACCCCGGCCAAGUGAUCUUCAGUGGGUUAGAGAUGGGUCCUCUUCUCCCUGGUACUUUGCCUCCCCCACCUCCACCUCACCACCUUCCCCCGCAGCCUCACCCGCAGCGGUCUCACUCGCAGCAAAGUCGGCAGCCGCCGCCUAAACAGUCGCAACAAAUGCAGGCGCAGCAGCAGCAGCAGCAGAAGAUGCACCACCAUCAGCAGCAGCAGCAGCAGCACCAUCAUCAGUCCCAGUCACAGCAGCAGCAACAGUUGCAGCAGCAGCAGCAACAGCUGCAGCAGCAACACCAACAGUUGCAGCAGCAACAUCAACAACUGCAGCAGCAGCAACAGCUGCAGCAGCAGCAGCAUCAACAGCUUCAGCAGCAGCAACAUCAACAGCUCACGCAGCAGCAACAUCAGCAGCUACAGCAGCUGCACCACCAGCAGACGCUACACCAACAGCAGCAGCAGCAGCAGCAGCAGCAGCAACAUCAACAGCAGCAGCAACACCAGGUCCAGCAACACCAACAAAUGCAACAACCGCAGCAGCCAGUGACGAGCCAACAGUUCCAGCACCAACAGCAAAUCCAACAGCAGCAGCAGCAGAUGCAGCUGCAGCACGAGCAGAUGCAGCAGCAGCAGCAGCAGAUGCAGCAGCAGCAGCAGCAGAUCCGGCAACAGAUCCAGGAGAUGAGGCAGCAGCAGCAGCAGCUCCAGCAGCAGCAUCAGCAGAUCCAGCAGCAGCAUCAACAGAUGCAGAGGCAGCACCAACAAAUGCAGCAGCAGCUGAAGAUGCAGAUGCUGCCUCCACCUCCGUCAGGAUAUCCGACCAUUUCGUUGCAACAGAUUCAUCUUCUCCCUCAGAUCGCGCCCCCUCCCACUGAGCCCGACAGGGGGGACCAUGGGCACACCCUGAAGCCAAGCCUGCCACGGACUUUACCGCCGUCCUUCAAUGACACAGAUGUGUCUGUGGAGAUUCAGAUGAGGAAGGUGAACCCUCCUCCUCCAUACCCGGGGACUGUUGUAUCUGCUGCGGCAGCUACGGCCGCCGCUCCUCCUCAAACCCUUGUCACAAACUGUGACAGCCCAAGUGUCCUGGCACCAGACGCCUGUCUGAAGAAGGACGAAUUUCUGCUUCAUCCCGUCACCUUACAGUACCCAACACCUCUGGGGUAUGAAAGGAUCACGACCUUCGACAGCAGUGGCAACGUGGAGGAGGUUUGCCGGCCACGCAGGCGCCUCAUUCGCAACCAAAACGCAUACGCUGUCCAUGGCAUCGGGGGCUCUGCCACGCUCAAAGUCACGUCGUCGGAAAAUAAAAAGAUUCAGCUCCCAUACAGCUCGGCAACAUUAAGUCGUCUGUCUGUUCCUCGAUAUUCUAUACCAAGUGGAGACCCUCCACCUUACCCUGAUCCGGCCAAUCAAGUAACUGCUACGCUUCCUCCUCCCCAGAGAAUUGACAGCAGUCUGAUUCACGCCACUCUGCGUCGUGACCGCAGGGAUGUGGGACUCAAAGUGCCACAGAUGAUGGAGAGCUCAAGGACCCUUCCCACCAAGGCGAAAAUGAACAGCGCGAUGGCGCUUUCCUACCAGCAGAGGGUGCCCACCGCAUUGUACACAUGCACACAGUGCAGCAGCAAUAGCAGCAGCACCAGCGUCAGUGUGAGCGGAGGUGGGACGACGAGCAGCGGUAUUGCAGGUGGGACGGUGGUGAGGCAGGACUUCCCACCAGGGAAGGGUGCACACCACAGCACCAUUAUAGUGCACUCUAAAAGUGCCUCCCCCCUGGCCUCCCAGUCGUCUUACAGUCUGCUGGGAGGUGUUGAUAACAGUCGGGACAGGACGGUGUACGUUAACUCUGCCUUUACUGAAGACGAGACUUUAAACCAGCAGUGUCACCUUGAAAAAUCUGUACGUCAGCUGACUCUCGGCGACGUCAGUUUGACGGUUAAACGCCCUCCGCCUUACCAGUGGGACGCCUCCACCACGGAGGAGUUCUGGCUCACCCCGGAACAAACAAUGCUGGCUCCGCCUCCAGGACCUCAUAAACCGCCGCCGCUCCUCAUCAGUCAAGCCCAGCACUUGGACGUGACCCGGCUUCCUUUCGUCCUCACGACUAAACCUCCAACCAGUCCGAGUACGAGCACUCUCACUUUCCCAUCAGGUUACCAGAUAUCCCUCUCGCCUUUUCCUCCUGGUGUGGGUCACAGCGGACCCCCACUUCAGACCUUACAGAACCCCCCACCUCAGUGUUCUCCAAACGAAGUGGUCGGCUCAGUCCCUUUUGCUCAGCAGGACCCUAGCUUGGUCUUACCACCAGGCUACCCUCCAAAUUUGGCAAACCUGGCCUGCUGCCCUCUCCCUCCGCUGUAUCCAGGAGCUAGCUCGUGCGCUGGACUCCAGCUACACCCCGUCAGCUUACACCCCUGGAACCCUUACCCCUGUCCACCACCCAUGCAAGACCCUCCAGCGCCUCCCCUCCCUACGAAAACUCAUCAGAUUUUAGAGAAGCCAAUACUCUCCCCACCUCCCCCAACUGCGCCGCCUCCGCCGCCUCCUCUCCCCCCUCCUCCGCCGCCUACCGAGCUGCCGCCAUCCAAAAGUGCCACAGAAGAUCUGGCGGAGUCUGCCAACAACUUUCCUGAGCCGUCGUCCCUGAACGAAAGCCCCGUUCCACAGGAGUCGGAGCGCUUCAACAAGAAGAGCCGCAAAAGGCUGGACAGCCGAGCCGAGGAGGCCAACAUGACCACUGUCUCUGAGGGCAAGUCCAGAAAGGAAGGACGCGCCCUCUCUGAUUUCAACACUCUCAUUUCCAGCCCGAGGCUCGGUAGCAGAGAGAAGAAGAAGCCCAAAGGCCAGAGGGAGCAGCUCAAUAAAACAAAGAAGAUGAGCAGGACCACAAAUGAGUUCCAGGAUAGCUCGGAGAGUGAGCCGGAGCUGUUUAUUAGCGGCGACGAGCUCAUGAACCAGAACCAGAGUAGUAAGAAGAGCUGGAAGAACAAGCGAAGCCUGCGGAUGGCGAGCGAGCUGGAGGAGAUAAAGUGUCGCAAGGCAAACGAAAGAGAGGACCGCAGUUUAGGCAGCCAAGGAUUCGUGUACGUCAUGGCCAACAAGCAGCCGCUGUGGAACGAAGCCACCCAGGUCUACCAGCUGGACUUUGGAGGUCGGGUCACCCAGGAGUCGGCAAAGAAUUUUCAGAUAGAGCUGGAUGGUAGACAGGUAAUGCAGUUUGGGCGGAUAGAUGGGAACGCGUACAUCUUGGAUUUCCAGUAUCCUUUCUCAGCAGUGCAGGCAUUUGCUGUUGCCUUGGCCAACGUGACUCAGCGGCUGAAGUGAAAAAGUUAUCAGGUGUUGCUGUGUUGCUAGUUCAGAAGAAGCCACAGUUGUCUUUCACUCAAGUCCGUGGGGCUACAAGGUUUUCUGGCACAUGCGGAUGAUUUACAGUUUCUAUUUUGAGGGUAAAGUAAGUUUAGGUCAGCGUUAAUGGAAGCUAUAGCAGUUAGUCCAUGAUUUCUCCUUCAUAUAUUGAAUGUAGUCAAGCUAAUUUUAUUAUUAUUAUUAUUAUGAUUAUUAUUAUUAAAAUAUUAUGUAUUUGAGUAGAGAAAAGAAAAUGUUAUUGGAUAAGUGAAGUUCAGGUUGCCAUAAAUUUAAAAUUAAAAUCAGCGUGGAGGUUUAGUGCCAUCUGUAGUGCCAAAGACAUCUUGUAUUGCAAAUCGACUUAAUUUAAAAUUUGUGCUGUUUAAAAAAAAAAACAAAAUGUAACUAUAUUAAGAUACAGAGGCAUUCAAAUUAGAAAAUAUAUUUUCACUAAGCCAUAUUUUGUCUGAUAAAAAAAAACACAUUGCACUAUUUUAAUUGAGUUUUAUUAUAAAUUAUACAUUUAUAUGAGAAACAAAUUUGCUGUUUUAUUUCCUGUUUUGUUUUGUUUUUUUUCCCAUUCAAAUCAGAUAGAUUUUUAGUUUUGUCCUUCUUCUACAUUAUGUUUAAAUUGCUGAACAUGCAAUAGAGGAAUAUAUCAAUUCUGUAUCUGCAACGCGAAGAGUUGAGUACAGUUUACCGUAUUUUCUAUCCAUGUUACUUCUAUGAAGUGGUGCAAUGAACAUAGGAAAUCACAUUCACUCAGUCACAACACUGCAAAUCAUUAUAUGAGCCAUUAAAACAUGUUUUCCGUUUGUAUAUUGUCAUAUUACAAUUGUUUGUGGUCCAUGUAUACAUAGUCGGUUUAUCCUCCAUCCCAUUGUUAUUUUCAAACUCCCCUCUUUUUGGUUGUAAAUUUUCAAUAGUGGUCAACAGUAGGUCUACGAGUGCCCAAUACAGAAAGAAAGUCAGUGAGGGAAAUAGCAGAAAAAAAUAAAUAGUAUAUAUAUAUAUGCUGAUCUCAUCCCUGAACUGAAUAAUUUUUUACAAGUAAAGAUUAAGAUCUUUACAUCAAUUUCACUCGGUAGGUUUUGUUUUCAUUGGGUGUUUAUGAUGCUACUUGAAAUCUGCAUUUGAAUGUGAUGUACAGUAGUUUGCCUAUUUGGAUCAGUGCCGCUUUAGAUAGAUAGAGCUUGUGUGCAAUAAUGCUACCUACAGAACAGUACAUAGAGCCGAUGUUGUACUUGCAAAAGAAAAUAUAAUGCUGCUUGCACUGUGUAUUUAGUAAGUGACCUAACAUCCUAUUAUACGCUUUGAAAAAAUGUGCUAAUACGUUGCUACUUUCAGUCAAAUUUGUACCUCACCUUUGCUUUAACACGAUGAGUUUUUUGAUGUUGUAGAAAAAAACAAAACACAUACAAGUUGUUAAGAUUAACUGUUAGUAAAUCUGGUGCUAAUGUAUAAAGACUGAAAUGUGAUCAUGUCUGGACAUUUGUCAUUUGUUAUUAGGAGAUUAUUUUAAUGAGAAGGUAUUUUGAGAGGAGGAAUUUAGUGAAGAGAUUUUAUUGAAGAGUUUUUUUUUGUUCUUUUUUCCAUUCAACACAGCUUCAGAGAUUUCAGCGAUGGUGUGUGUCAGUUAUCAGCAACACUGUCUCAUGAAUAGUUUGCUGCCUGAUUUGUUUUUCCUCUUUAUUUUGUGAAAGAAACAAAAUGAUGUGACCGUAGGUUUACAGGGACCUAUAGGCUGGCCAAAAUGUAAUAAAAUGUAUGGUUCCAAAA